AUGCUGGCCCUCCUGGCCCUCCUGGCCGCACUGUGGGGUCCCCCGAGGAUGGCGGACAAGGUGGUUCCAAGGCAGGUGGCCCGGCUGGGCCGCACCGUGCGGCUACAGUGUCCUGUGGAGGGCGACCCGCCGCCACUGACCAUGUGGACCAAGGAUGGCCGCACAAUCCAUGGCGGCUGGAGCCGCUUCCGCGUGCUGCCCCAGGGCCUGAAGGUGAAGGAGGUGGAGCGGGAAGACGCCGGCGCCUACGUGUGCAAGGCUACCAACGGCUUUGGCAGCCUCAGCGUCAACUACACCCUCAUCGUGAUGGAUGACCCUGGUGUGGGAAGGGAGCGUCUGGGGCAGGACGGCUCCUCUGGGGGCCAGGAGGACGCAGCCAGCAAGCAGUGGGCGCGGCCCCGUUUCACACAGCCCUCCAAGAUGAGGCGCCGGGUGAUCGCCCGGCCAGUGGGCAGCUCUGUGCGGCUCAAGUGUGUGGCCAGUGGGCACCCACGGCCCGACAUCACGUGGAUGAAGGACGACCAGGCCCUGACAGGCUUGGAGGCCGGGGAGCACAGGAAGAAGAAGUGGACCCUGAGCCUGAAGAACCUGCGUCCCGAGGACAGUGGCAAGUACACGUGUCGCGUGUCCAACCGCGCAGGCGCCAUCAACGCAACCUACAAGGUGGACGUGAUCCAGCGGACACGCUCCAAGCCCGUCCUCACGGGCACGCACCCCGUGAACACGACCGUGGACUUUGGGGGCACCACGUCCUUCCAGUGCAAAGUGCGCAGUGACGUGAAGCCAGUGAUCCAGUGGCUGAAGCGCGUGGAGUACGGCGCCGAGGGCCGCUACAACUCCACCAUCGACGUGGGCGGCCAGAAGUUCGUGGUGCUGCCCACGGGCGACGUGUGGUCGAGGCCCGACGGCUCCUACCUCAACAAGCUGCUCAUCACCCGCGCGCGGCAGGACGACGCCGGCAUGUACAUCUGCCUGGGGGCCAACACCAUGGGCUACAGCUUCCGCAGCGCUUUCCUCACCGUGCUGCCAGACCCCAAGCCGCCAGGGCCACCCGUGGCCCCCUCGUCCUCGGCCACUAGCUUGCCGUGGCCCGUGGUCAUCGGCAUCCCGGCCGGUGCCGUCUUCAUCCUGGGCACCGUGCUCCUGUGGCUCUGCCAGGCCAAGAAGAAGCCGUGUGCGCCUGGGCCCGCCCUCCCCGUGCCUGCGCACCGCCCGCCCGUGGCCGCCCGCGACCGUGGCGGGGACAAGGACCUCCCCGUGCCAGCCAGCCUCGGCACCGCCCCUGGCCUGGGGCUGUGUGAGGAGCUUGGGCCUACGGCAGCUCCCCAGCACCUGCUGGGCCCGGGCCCAUCUGCUGGGCCCAGACUUUACCCCAAACUCUACACAGACGUGCACACGCACACGCACACACACACGCACUCACACACGCACUCUCACGUGGAGGGCAAGAUCCACCAGCACCAGCACAUCCACUAUCAGUGCUAGACCGUGCGGCCGCGCGGGGCGCCAGGGGGCACGCGGGGGG
Molecule: messenger RNA, 1525 nt
Organism: Neomonachus schauinslandi (Hawaiian monk seal)
Lineage: Eukaryota; Metazoa; Chordata; Mammalia; Carnivora; Phocidae
Gene: FGFRL1
Product: fibroblast growth factor receptor like 1
Exons: 6
Coding region: 1-1485 (494 amino acids)
Cellular component (GO): plasma membrane
Molecular function (GO): fibroblast growth factor binding; fibroblast growth factor receptor activity
Source: RefSeq, a predicted model, not a curated record